UUUUCUCAUUGUUUUAUACUUAUAUGGCUUUUCUUUAAUCUGUACAUGUAUAUACUUGUGCAGUGGUACUGCAGAAAAGAAGGAGCGAUUUCCAACUACCGCUACUAUUUUCACACAUUUCUCAGGCAGUCACUUUGGAGAAGAAGUCGUUCAUUUUAUUCCUCAAUAUCCUGAACUCUCACUACUUCACUACUUCACUACCUCACAACGACAUAUGAGUUUGGCUGAGGGGACUCUCACACCGGCCUCAGAUAAUUUUUGGAAUAUUACCUCUCACACACCACACAACGAAUAAACGAGUUAUUACGACGUUAUGCCUAAUUUCUUCGGAGGGGUUACUGGAAGAGGUGUUUCGACCCUUUUCGAAAUACGGUAUGCGAAGGAUUAUGUACAAUAUUGCCCCUCCAUCACACACUAAUGCCUUCCAGUCUUGACGAGGAAAUUAUUGUGCUUCGAGGAGGCGAAAAUGAAGCUUCAAGUCAACUGCUCAAGGGAUCGGUAGUCUUGUGUCUGCCAGGUGCUUUGAAAGUUGAAGAUGUACAUCUUCGUAUGACGGGCCAACUGAAAGUUGGGUGAGUCUUUCCAAGUGCGAUUUCCUCAUCUGCGAGUACUGGAAAACUAAUUUUAGAUUUCCAGUUGGAACGAUCAGCGCGCUACGCCUACCGGUAUUUCGAAUAAUCGAGUCGACAAAACUAUGGAAAUUUUUACUCAUAGAUGGGCUCCUUUUGUGGGUGGAGGAGGGCCAGGUUCUUCCUCAAAGGGACUGCUUCUACCAGCAGGAAACUAUGAAUGGCCAUUCGAGCUCGUCAUUCCAGGAUCUAUGUCGGAAAGUGUGGAGGGAUUGAAUGAAACUCACAUCAUUUACAAAUUGAAGGCAACCGUCGCUAGAGGAAAAUUGGCCUACGAUUUACAUGCUUGGAAGCCGGUGCGAAUCGUCCGAACCUUAGAUCCGUCGGCAUUAGAAUUGGCCCAUGCCAUGACAGUCGAGAAUAUCUGGCCCAACAAAAUCGAAUACCAGCUAGUCAUUCCACAAAAGGCUAUCGUCUUUGGUACCGCCAUCACCAUUGAGAUGAGAUUCACCUCCCUACUAAAGGGUUUGAAAAUUGGCAAGAUAAAGUGUCAUUUGAUCGAAGUACAAGAAUUCAUGCUUCCAGGAAAUUCUACCACGUCGGAUAGAUAUUGGAAGCAUUCGAGAGAUGUGGAUGCCUGGACUUUUGAGUUAAACGAAGAAGAGCAUUACCAAGAUAUGCUUGACGAAAGCGGGCAAGAUGGUUACAAGAUGACCGAAUUGAUGCCAUUGCCAAAGAGGUUGAGCAGAUGCAUACAAGAUGUUGACGUCCACGGUAUCAAAAUCCGCCACAAGGUCAAAUUUAACAUUGCGUUACACAAUCCAGAUGGGCAUGUUUCAGAGGUAUUUUGAAUUCUUACCUUAACCUGAUGCAGCAAUACUAAUCGUAAUAGCUCCGCGCAACGUUACCAGUCACAAUUUUCAUUUCCCCCAAUAUGCCUUUGACUGCCGAGGGUGCUCUUGUGGAUCAGACACCAACCAAUAAUGCUCAGUCAGCCGCAGUGUCAGCACACGCGCCUCCUCUUUAUGGAGAGCACGUAUUAGAUCAACUUUACGCUGAUAUGGACCAAUCUGGAAUAAUGACUCCUAUGCCGCAAUCUGGAAUGAACACGCCAUUUUAUGCCCAGUCUCGAGCAGGUUCAUCGGAAAAUCUUGCCUCCAUGGACGCUCCUCAUCCAGCGGGUGCAGUCCCUCCCGCAGCAUUGUCAUCUAGGCUUCAAAGUUUAAACACAAAUUUAAGCGCUAGUCACAGAAAUAGCGGCUUCCUAAGACGAUAUGGAGGAUCUGGCUCCGGAGCAAAUACUCCUCACCCUAACGAUGACCAUCAAGGAAGUUAUUUUGAUUCACAUCACGGCCAUUCUGCGUCUGUAACUGCGAGAAGUAAUCCCCUUAGCAGACGAGGAAGUUUUAACGACGACCAUCAUGCGGAUGCCACUCACACUACCAUGAGCAGUGGAUAUCAUACCCCAGAACAUUUGGAUUACAACGAAAUGGGGGAUUUGACCAAAGUUCCCUCAUAUACCACAGCCCUCAAAACACCUGUGAGAGGAAUGAGUUAUACCGAAGCGCUACCCAAUUAUGAAUCUGCUAUCUCGGCACCCCCAAGUCCUACAUUACUUGCGAGCACUAGCCCAAACACACCUCAUGAGCACUCAUUGGACGCUGGACAUCCUCAUUCGUUUUCACAUUCAAAUUCAAAUUCACACUCACACACAAAUACACAUCCACAUGCAGAUACGCAUAGACAUCACGGACCCGGGUUUUUGAGGAGAAACCCAUUCUCUCAUAUGGGGUUCACACCGUUACAUCCACCAGCACCAGCACACUUAGGCGAGGGGGAUGAAAGAAGAAGACUGCAUCUAUUGCAGCACAGAGAUAGGGUACAUUGAGAGAUGCAAGACUGGAGAAUUUAAUGGAAUAGGCGGCGGGAAUGAAAAGCGUGAUUUCAACAUGAAUUUGGCGCAGCGAAGUCUGGAUACAGAUUUGGUGAAUUGGGAAUUUUUGGGAGGGCGUUGAGAUUGAUACCUUCUGAUGAUACACAGAUAUAGAAAGCGAUGGAUAUUAAAUGGAUGGAAAAUUGGGUGGCGGGGAUGUGUUUAGUAUUAAUAUACUCACCACUCCGGUGGCUUACGAACGAUUUGUUCGUGUUGAAAAUAAAUUCAACAUUUUUCAUAUUUUGAAAACUAUUAUCUUAUGGCUCAAUUGGUUGUGAAGAAAUGAGAGUGGCGAAUUAGCCAAACCUUACAUCAGGAGGCUAAUUGUAGGAGACGACCAUUCGCACACAGGAGUCAUUCCACUCACAUAUUUAAAUUUGUAUUUAUCCAGAUAUCAUCACCUGCAACGAUAGUUUUUCCUUUGGAUGAGGCGCACUAGCUAGAUAUAUGUAACUAUACAAAAA
Messenger RNA from Sclerotinia trifoliorum, 2966 nucleotides. Lineage: Eukaryota; Fungi; Ascomycota; Leotiomycetes; Helotiales; Sclerotiniaceae. The record is from the annotation of a GenBank genome assembly.